AUGGAUGGGCCUAACCCAUUACUUGGUGUUUGGGAGCCAAUCAACAAACCACCCAGCAACUACAGCAUAAUACGUCUUUUUGGGUCUAGGCUGGAGUCUAAUGAUGACUACUUUGUAGAAUCAAGCUUCAUAAAAUCAAAAACCGAUGUUAAUCCAAAGCUAGUUCCUAGGUUAGCUUAUCUGAUCUCAGGGACAAAAGGAGAUAGUCAUAGGAUGAUGAGGACUUUGCAAGCUGUGUACCAUCCUAGAAACAAGUAUGUUCUUCAUUUGGAUCUCGAGGCUCCACCUAAAGAACGGAUGGAGCUAGCUUUGUCUGUGAAGAGUGAUCCUAUUUUCAGUCAAAUGGAGAAUGUUAGGGUGAUGUCUCAGUCUAAUCUUGUUACUUAUAAAGGUCCUACAAUGAUUGCUUGUACUCUUCAAGCCGUUGCGAUUUUGCUUAGAGAGAGCUUACAUUGGGAUUGGUUUACUAAUCUUAAAGCUUCGGACUAUCCUCUCGUAACACAAGAUGAUUUGUUGUAUGUCUUCUCGAACAUGUCGCGGAGUGUUAAUUUCAUUGAGAAUAUGCAGCUCACUGGUUGGAAACUGAAUCAGAGAGCUAAGUCAAUCAUAGUUGACCCUGGCUUGUACCUAUCUAAAAAAUCUGACUUAGCUUGGACUACUCAGAGACGAUCACUUCCUACUUCUUUCAAGCUAUUCACAGGCUCAACUUGGAUAAUGCUGACACGGUCUUUCCUUGAGUAUUGCAUUUGGGGAUGGGAUAACUUCCUUAGAACGAUACUAAUGUACUACACAAACUUCGUGUCAUCACCUGAAGGUUACUUCCACACAAUGAUCUGCAACAGCAAAGAGUUUGUCAACACUGCGACAGGACACGAACUUCACUACAAUGCUUGGGACAAUCCACCAAAGCAACACCCUGUCUCUCUCUCGUUGAAAGAUUUUGAUAACAUGGUCAAGAGCAAAGCUCCGUUUGCCCGUAAGUUCCACAAGAACGAUCCUGUGUUGGACAAGAUUGAUAGAGAGUUGUUGGGGAGGACACAGAGGUUCUCACUGGGAGGAUGGUGUGUUGGGAGGUUGAGUAAUGGGAGUGAUCCGUGCUCUGUGCAAGGGGAUGACUCGGUUUUGAGACCAGGACCUGGUGCUGUGAGGUUGCAGGAGCUUGUUCAAAUGUUGACUUCAGAGGAAUAUAGGAGUAAACAAUGUUCUUGA
Molecule: messenger RNA, 1209 nt
Organism: Eruca vesicaria subsp. sativa (arugula)
Lineage: Eukaryota; Viridiplantae; Streptophyta; Magnoliopsida; Brassicales; Brassicaceae
Source: the annotation of a GenBank genome assembly